AUGUCGCCCCCUUUUCCCUCACACGCCCUGGCAAACGUCGCCGCUGUGGCCGCGGCCGUCGCCGGAGCGGCGGCGCUGACCUGGGGUGUCUUAUGCUGGCAUCGACACCAGCAGGGACAUGAGGGCACUGGUACCCCAACUGGGACGUGGACCAUUCAGCAGGUGGCGGCAUGGCUUCGUGAGAACGGCGUCAGCAAGUCCUCCGUGGCUGUGUGUUGCCGCUACAAAGUGGAUGGCGACACACUGAUGCGGCUGACGGCGCAUGAUCUCUAUCACAUGGGCGUGCCGUUGCGCGACUCACGAGUGAUUCUCGCAGCUGUGGAGGACGUAAAGGGCAGCCUAGUUCUUCUUUCCUCUGCAUCACCGCGCUCGGUCUUGCGCCGGCAGUCAAGCCUUUCCCCGCGAACUGCCCAGGUAACUGUCCCCUCGGCGGCCGAGCAGUUUGAGGCCGCCUGGCGGGCACUGAUGCGAACCUGUGCGCUGCCGGCAAGCGGCACAUCACCAGCCGAGCAGCAGCAGCGCUUGGCGGUGUACACUGGUACCCUUUUAGAGAGCUUUCAGGUGCUGACGGCUAGCGAGCAGGCCGCGGCGCUGUCGCUUGUGGCCGAGGCGGAGAAAGUGCAUGUCAUCCCCCCUGCCAUCGUGUCGCAGGAAGCUCAGCCCGGACCGGCAGACACUGAGGCCCCUGUGGAUGCGUCGUUCCCCGUGCAGGCGGUGGAAGAGAAGCUAAGGCCGUUGCAUGGUAUGCUGGACGGGUUUCUAGACUUUCUGCGCUCUCCGGACCUCGACGCGGUUGCGCCAGCCGAAUUUGAGGAGUUGGGCGAUCGAGUCGCGGCGCAGGUGAAGCGGAUUUUGCGAGUUGCGGAACAGUUGCCGCCGAAGCUCAGCGGCCCUCUCCUCCGCAAGUGCGACGGCGUUUUCGAGGCCCUCUCCAGCCGCCAACGGACCGCGCUUGGCGCCUCUGGCGGGGAGGCAGCCGGCAAGGCAAAGCUAAUGCAGGCCCUCCGCGGUGUGCUUUCCACUGUGGAGGACCCAAAGCUGCGCGAGUUGCCUGUUGCACAGCGCGUGCAGGCUCUGUCGUCGUUGGCCAAGCGAGCGGAGGCUAUCGAGGCUGUUGCAGCCGGCUCCGUGUCAGGCGUGCCGAAGGAUGUGGAGGUGCUCAAUAUGGUGCAGCCGCUGCUUCGCAUUAUUCAGGAGGCGAUUUGUCUCAGCGAGCGGGAGGCUGAAGCCGAUGAGGAGGACAGGGAAGGGCAGGCGCCUGCCGCCGAGGACGCGGAUGCUGCAGACGGGCCGAUUCCUGUAAUCGUCGGGACUGUGCAGGACAUUCAGGACACCCUUCAGUCAGAGGCAUUCCAGCACGCGCCGUCGGCGGUAAAGGUGGAGUUGUGCACCACUUUGCUGCAGCGAGUUGCGGCGCUGGAGGAUAAGCUGGUCGAAGUGCCGGCGCCCGCGCAGGCUAUGGUGCGAGAUCUUCUAUUGAACACAAAGAACGUACUCGCCGUCGUGAUUGCCGCGACUAAGACCGAGGGGGACGAUGGCGGCGAGGGCCCCCCGGCGGACGAUGAGAAGCCUGAGACGGAGCAGGAUGGUGACGGCGACGCCGAGGCAGCCCAGGCGGAGGGUGAGAAGCGAGAGACGCAGAGCUCUGACACAAGCAUCGAUGCGCACGUGGCACAGUUGGAGAAGAUCUUCGACUUCCUGACCUCCGACGAGCUGGAUCAGGCCACGAUGGAGGAGAGGAAAAAGGUAGCGGUGAAGCUGCGGCAGCGGGUGGAGGCGAUCAAGGCAGAUGUGGCAGCGCGCGACCCCCAGUGCACACUCGUCACGGAGCUCAUCGCCCCUCUUCAGAAUUUGCUGUCCGAAAUGGGUAGCAAUCACGCCGCGUCCCGUGAGUUCCUCGAGAUUACUGCCCCUCUUAGUGACGUGCGACGUCUUUUGACCAGCACGUCAUUCCAGCAGCUGCCUCACGCCGGGAAGAUACGUAUUGCCCGCAAUGUUGUGCCACAACUACAUCAGCUCACCUCUGCCUUCUCCUCCUUGUCGAAAUCUGAGCGUGCGACCGCAGAGGAGCUGCUUCGCCCCAUCAACGAGGUGUUGUUGCACCUGAUGCAUCCCCGCGGCGCUGCUACGGGGUCAGCACAGGAAGUGCUUGAUCGUCUUCAAGCGGUGAUGCGCACCAUCCAAGGCGCCGAGUUCACCACCAUGUCGCCAACGGAAAGGAGCGCCUGGGCCACCAACACCGUCACGGAUCUGGGCCGGCUUCGGGCCGAUUGUGCGGCACUCGGUGCUGAGGGAGAAGCAUUACUUCCUAUCAUCGAGCGCCUUCGAAGCCAACUGACCGGGUUGCUGCCCGAGCACGCAAAUGCCGGAGGAGGCGAAGGCCGUGAUGAUUCCGGCGACGCCGAAUGCAGCGGCGAGACUCAGCGGGAGCAGGAAGAGGAUGCGGCACACCUUGUCUGGGCUGCAGCGCGUGACAUGCACGCUGAAUUGCUGGCGGCUGAGCGGACAGCGACGCCAGUGCCGCCGGAGCGGCUGCAGAGAAUGCUCCACGUGAUGGGAGAGGCAGCUGAGCUGCCGGGCAUGUCAACGCAACAAGAGGCGGAGCUGCAGCAGUUCGGCAGUCUCCUGCGUCGCCACGUGGAGGGCGUGGGCGGCAAGGUUAACAACGGCAGCACCAGCGCUAGAGUUGACGGCGCGGAGCAGGACUUCGAUGAAGCCACGGCGGCGCUGCACGCUUUCCGCAGAUCCCUGCAGGUGUUGAUGGAUGCGGUGCAAGGUGAGAACGCUGCGACGGCGACGGAGUUGUCGGUGGUGGCGAGCAAAACAGAGGAACUGCUCGCAAGCGCUGAUGCGGCUAAGAUAAACUGGCGCGCUGACUCGUGGUGCACUGGCGCGGUGCGGAGCAUUUCGGAGACCCUGCAGCACUUGCGCGGCAGCGGGGGCGGCGCGAGCCGUGCCAAGGUGCCAAGCAAAGUGGAGGCGGUGCUCCAAUCAUCUAUCGCGGCUCUCAUCGCAAAACCGCCGACCAGCAUGGAGGACUUCGAGCCGUACCUGCGUUUGCUGCAGCUGGCCCAGCCAUCGGCCGAACAGAUGACGAACAGGGAGCUGAUGCUGCUCAAGAGCCUCCAGGAGUCGGUGAUAGAGGCCAUGCGGCGCAUCCCAGAUCAGCCGCGUCAAAAUGGCGAAAGGAACAGGCAGGGAACCGACGACGAGGGGGCGGGCAGUGCCCAGGCAGUAUUGGGCGUGCCGCAGAAGAUGUCGCACAAACGGCGCGAAGGCUCCUCCUUGGCGGAGCAGCUGGACGACUCCGAGAAUGUCCAGCAGGAUCUGGAGCGCCUUCUGGCCGGCGAGAGGGUGACAGUGGAGGAUGCCAUUGAAGCGCUACGGGAGCAGAUUUGCCUGCAGCCCGGUGCACUCGACCGUGGCAAGGCUGGCGACGAGGAAGAGGUCGAGCGGGCCGGGAACGAAGAAGACGACGCCUGCGUGUCACAGUCGGAGGCGCAACGCGCUGACAAACAAACCCCAGAUCCACUGCAGCCGGAGAGAACGGAUGCCUUUAACGAGGACGACGACGACGGCGUUGGCAGCAGCGGUGCCGCAGCCAUGUCUGGCCCCUCGUCUGGCUCUGCGCGACACAUCGGGUACGACGACGAGUUUGACGGCGAGGACAAGACGCACAGCAGCACCAGCGCCGCAUGA
Molecule: messenger RNA, 3699 nt
Organism: Leishmania major strain Friedlin
Lineage: Eukaryota; Euglenozoa; Kinetoplastea; Trypanosomatida; Trypanosomatidae
Exons: 1
Coding region: 1-3699 (1232 amino acids)
Molecular function (GO): protein binding
Source: RefSeq, a predicted model, not a curated record